UUUUCAACCUGCGGACGUGUUGCGGACCCCACGAAAGUGUCUCGCGUUGCCGACCAUGCCAGAGUCGGUUGGGCGUUGGCGGAUUUUGUGCUGGUAACGUGGCCAAAACAUUGUACAGAGUCUCUCCCAGGUAACGCGCUUUCUGCUACAACAUUGAUUACCUUGUGUCACACAAUUUCCACACUGAUGAUGAUUCGGAUUCCUUAUCUUAUCUUCACCUGUUUUUUUUUCUAUCUCUUCUCCUUCGCUUCUUUGCCUUUUGUGUUCUAUUCACCACUCAGAAAAAAAAACAUAUUCCCAGGCAGGUGAAAAGUGUCUAAACCUCGAAGUAACAGUGCCUCUUUUGAUAUACAAAAAAAUCAAGUAAAUUGUGCAUUUUUCAGUCAAUUGUGUAACUAAAAGUUUGCAUUAGUAAUCAAUCUCAAUUCUAAUUACCUUUUAAUAAGUCACAGCAAAUGCAGAUCAGCAGCAUCCAACUGCAUUUAAAUCUCCUCAAGAAAAAACCAGUGAAAAGUGUCCAAGAAGUUAUGCUCUAAAAGUGUUUUGACGCCAUUUUUAGUGGAGCCAACCAAACAAAAAAAAAACGCCCAAAACAUUUCGCGAAGAGACGCAGAAGAGGUGCUAUGGAAACGAGUUUGUCGCGAUUGAACUGGUUUGAAGAGUGAAGCUCCCCAAAAAAAAAGUUUGACCGGAGCUGCCACAGAAGAUGGCGAUUGUGAGAGAUCUCAGACAAAGUGUCCAAAAUUCUUUGCCAAAGCCCCAAGUGCUGAAGAGUGAACGAUGGCGAGGCUUAUUAGUGCUAGUGGGAGUGAUUUGUGUUCUGCCCAUGGGGAUUAGGGCUCAAUGGGAUCAGUAUACGACGAGGGAUCCGAGAUUUUACUCUCGCGAUGGCGUCUACAACUACAAUCCACCGAAUCCAGGGGAUCCUGAAUACAGGACGUACACAUACAACGAUAGACGAUAUGGUUACUACCAGCCCGCAGGCUAUGGGCACUUAUAUCCUGGCCAAAAGUUACCUGGACAGUAUCCAAAUCCACAUGACACCCCUCUUGGAGAUGAUCGCUUCAAAUUUGAUCCGAGUGAUCCCAACACAUUCCAGACACCUUUCCCAGGUGUUCUUGGCGGUUGGCGAGAAGAUCUUCAGGGGAAAUUAAGGAGGGAUUCCCUGCAGCUGGAUCGUGAUGUGUUCGUAACGACAAACUACGGACAAGUGCAGGGUUUUAAAGUAUAUCUCUAUGACAAUCCCGAUCCACUGUCAUUCUACAGACCCUGGCAUAGUACAGUGGACAGGAUAAUGGGGCAGUGUUCAGUCUUUCUAGGCAUUCCAUAUGCGCUACCCCCUACUCUCGAGGGUAGAUUCAAACCACCGCGUCCCCAUAGAGGAUGGCAACUGAUGCAGGCCGUAGAUUAUGGACCGGCCUGUCCACAACCCGUUCGGUACACAGGGGCAACCAAAGGAAUCCGGGAUAUGGAUGAAGACUGUCUCUAUCUCAAUGUCUUCUCCCCGAAAACUGGUUCAGGAGUCCCACAAAAAUACCCCGUUAUGGUUUACAUCCAUGGCGGAGAGUUCAUGAAGGGAGCUUCCAAUCUGUUCCCAGCCCACGUCCUAGCGUCAUUCUACGACGUCGUAGUUGUGUCUAUAAACUAUCGUCUAGGUGCCUUAGGCUUCCUAUCAACAGGUGAUGAGAAUUCCCCCGGAAAUUACGGUAUUCUCGAUCAAGCCAUGGCCAUUCGUUGGGUCUACGACAACAUCGAAGCCUUCAACGGUGAUCGACAUUCGAUCACGUUGUUCGGCCCAGGAGCAGGAGCCGCUUCUGCCGGACUUCUAAUGGUAGCUCCUCAAACCCGCAAUAUCGUAACGAGGGUUAUCGCUCAAUCUGGCUCAGCUACAGCCGAUUGGGCUCUCAUCGUUGAUAAGUACCGAGCUCAGAACACAAGUAUAGUUUACGGAAAGCUCUUAGGGUGCUACAUCGAGUCAUCCUAUCGAUUGGUCGAGUGUCUACGGCUCGGCAGGAGUUUCUACGAAAUUGCAAAUGCUGAAUUUGCCCCGGAUGUGGGAUUCUUCCCCUGGGGACCAGUUCUAGACAUGAACUUCACCUACCCAGGAGACAAUUGGUACGAAGGAUGGCGUGAGAAGGAUUGGCAGUUCCUGAAGGAAACUCCUGAGCAAUUGAUCAAGAAGGGCAUGUUCAAUAAAGGUCUCCACUACAUGACAGGUGUAACGACUCAAGAAGCAGCAUACGCAAUAUAUCAAAAUGAAAGUUUAGCGCCGUAUUUUGAGAUUGAUGAGGAAUUCUUUGAUCAGAAGGUUCGAGAACUUACCCUCAGAUACAAUUAUACCCUCAACCUCAAUGGAACCUAUGAAGCCAUUAGGUACAUGUACACUCACUGGCCGGAUCCUAAGAACAAAACCUUUAUUCGAGAGGAAUAUAUCAACAUGCUUUCUGACUUCAUUUACCGAGCACCAAGCGAUCAAAUGACCAAACUUCUGGUUGAACAAAAUGUUCCGGUGUAUAUGUACGUCCUAAAUACAACUGUUGAGGGACUGAGACUUCAAGACUGGCGAGCAGUGCCUCAUAACGCUGAACACUACUUCCUAACGGGAGCACCGUUUAUGGACGUAGAGUUCUUCCCGAAACGCGACCGUUUGGAUAGAAAUAUGUGGACGGACAAUGAUCGUAACAUGAGUCAUUUCUUCAUGAAGACUUUCUCAGACUUCGCCCGUUUUGGGAACCCUACGCCUCAGCAAGUGCUCGGAUUGCACUUUGAUAAAGCUAUCAACGGGGAGUUGAGGUACUUAAACCUCAACACUACUUUCAAUUCAACCAUCAGGAUGAACUACAGGCAGAAACAGUGCGCCUUCUGGACGCAAUAUAUACCAACAGUUGUUGGUGUUUUGCUGCCAACGUAUCCUCCAUCAACGGAGUUUUGGUGGGAGCCACAGCAGCCCCUACAGAUUGCUUUCUGGAGCAUUUCGGCUGUUUGUCUAUUCUUAGUGAUCCUUGUGGUUAUUUGCUGUAUUCUCUGGCGAAAUGCUAAGAGACAAUCCGAUCGAUUCUACGAUGGUGAUGUCUUCAUGGUGGACAACACAGGAGCAGACGGGGAUGGAGGAGGAAUCGAGAACAUUUCCCAGACUCAUCCUCUGAGAUCGCGGGAAAAUAUUUACGAGUACCGUGACUCUCCAACUAAGAAAUCUGGUCCUCCAACGGACAUCUCUUCAAUACGAUCACCCAGCUCUCUGGCCACAACGCAAAUCUCGGCCAAAACGGGUAGUCAGAGCUCCUUGAAGAGUGCCAUGUCCCUCAAAGAGGGUGCCCAGAAUGGCAAAGAUUCCACCUACGACAGGAAUCUAAACAACAAGGGCAAGGGGAGCGAUAGCAGAAAUUUACUGGCAGAUUUUGAGAAAUCCCGCGAAGCCAUGACGAGUAGUCCAGUGGAUGGGGUCAAGACAGCAGGUACCCCAAUUCCUGCCACCAGAAAAGUAGUGAAGACCAGCAAGACGCAACUUGUUGAGGGAGUGCCACAGACUGAAGUCUAAUUCUUUCUAUCCAUCAGAGAGAUCACCAAGUCAGACACAAAAUCGUGCAUUAUUUAUUCCGCAACCCUCAAUUGGCAUUAGAAAAAAAUUAAGAAUCUGCGUUUUAUUGGACAGAAAUUAAUCUAAAAUUGAACUAAUUUUAUCUUUAGUGUUUUUAAAAUGAUUUCAUGAUAACUUAGACGUAGAGAAAAGUGUUCUCGAGGUUUUUAAACAUGGGAGAUUCAUUCGAAAACCGCUAGGGGAGCUCGAAGCGACGAUUUACAAAAUAUCCGUUAUCUACUCAAAUAUCGUCUGUUAUGAGAAGAUGUUUUAUUAACUUUGAAAAAGGCGAUCAAAUUUGUGAUUAUUUAGAGUUUCCAAAUAAAGCCACGAAAAGGCCAUUAGCGGUUAUUAGUCGAACUUCACCUGAUCUAAAUAGUCGCACAGUAUUAAACAACUACUAAAGGAGUAAUUAAGGGUGCCACUCACGAUUCACUGAGUUUUUUUGUGCAAAAUUAUCAAGAUGUGACAAUCCUUGUUCUGAUUUAACGUUCUUUGUGCAAAAAUCGAGAGAUCAGACGAUCUUUGUGCAAUAAAUUGCACGAUCUGACGUUCCCCGUGCAAAAAUCGAGCUUGUUGAUUAACUUUAUGCAAGGAACCUAGCGAUCCAAAGUUCAUUGUGCAAAAAUCGAAAGAUCUGACGAUCUUCGUUCAAAGAACUAAGCGAUCUGACGUUCCUCGUGUAAUAAUCGAGUGUUCAGAUAAACUUUAUGCAAAGAACUGAAGGAUCCAACUUUCUUUGUGCAAAAAUCGAGAGAUCAGACGAUCUUUGUGCAAUAAAUUGCACGAUCUGACGUUCCCCGUGCAAAAAUCGAGCUUUUUGAUUAACUUUAUGCAAGGAACCUAACGAUCCAACGUUCUUUGUGCAAAAAUCGAGAGAUCAGACGAUCAUUGUGCAACCAAUUGCAGGAUCUAACGUUCUCCGUACAAAAAUCGAACUUUUCGAUCAAAUUUAUGCAAGGAACCUAACCAUCCAACGUUCGUUGUGCAAAAAUCAAAAGAUCUGAUCAUCUUUGUUCAAAGAACCAAGCGAUCUGACGUUCCUCGUGUAAAAAUCGAGCGUCCUGACAAACUUUAUACAAGGAAUCUACCGAUCUAACGUUCUUUGUGCAAAAAUCGAGAGAUCAGACGAUCAUUGUGCAACAAAUUGCAGGAUCUAACGCUCCCCAUGCAAAAAUCGAGUUUUUUGAUUAACUUUAUGCAAGGAACCUAACGAUCCAACGUUCAUUGUACAAAAAUCGAAAGAUCUGACGAUCUUUGUUCAAAGAACCAAGCGAUCUGACGUUCCUCGUGUAAGAAUCGAGUGUUCUGAUAAACUUUAUACAAUGAACAGAUAAGGAUCUAACGUUCUUUGUGCAAAAAUCGAGAGAUCAGACGAUCUUUGUGCAGUAAAUUGCACGAGCUGACGUCCCCCGUGCAAAAAUCGAGUGUUAUGAUAAACUUUACACAGGGAACCGAACGAUUUAACGUUCACUGUGCAAAAAUCGAGAAAUCUGACGAUCUUUGUUCAAAGAACUAAGCGAUUCGACGUUCCUCGUGUAAGAAUCGAGUGUUCUGAUAAACUUUAAGCAAAGAACAGAAGGAUCCAACGUUCUUUGUGCAAAAAUCGAGAGAUCAGACGAUCUUUGUGCAAUAAAUUGCACGAUCUAACGUUCGCAUGGUAAAUUCCAGGCGCUCUGGCGAUUUUUGUGCAAGAAACUAAGCGAUCUGACGUUAAAAAAAAUCGUGCUUGCUGAUAAACUUUGUGCAAGGAACUAAACGAUCCAACGUUCUUUAUGCAAAAACCGAAAUAUCUAACGAUCUUUAUCCAAGAUACUAAGCGAUCUGACGUCCCUAUUGCAAAAUCGAGCAUUCUGAUAAACUUUAUACAAGGAGCCGAGUUAUCAAAUAUUCCUUGUUCAAAAAUUGAGAGAUCUGACGAUUUUUGUGCAAAAACCGAGCGAUCGAACGAUCUUUGUACAAGGAACUGAGCAAUAUAACUCCCUUUCUGUAAUAAAUCGCACGAUCUGACGAUUCUUGUACGAAAAUCAAGCAAUCUGACGAUCUUUGUGCAGAAAAUUGAGCGAUCUGAAGUUCUCUGUGCAGAAAUAGCUCGAUCUGCCUAUCUUUGUUCGAGAAACUCUGAGAUCUCACGAUCUUUGUGCAAAAAUAAUCAUUAAAAAUCAAUUUUAAAAACGAUAAAAAUAUUUUUUCUUCCAUCAAAUUUUGGAUAAUUUUGAAAAGUCAUAAAACGCAGAUUCCUAAGUAUCUGAUUAACUGAUAAAAAAAGACAUAACCUUUUAUAAGAUCUCUCCGAAACCAUGUGUUUCGAAGCAAAAAACUAACCAAAAUCCAAUUGAGGGUUGAGGGCAUCAUAGGAAUUUUCUAACUUUUCUAUAACUAUAAAUAAAAACACCUUAAUAAUUUUUAACUUCUUGUAUUUUUAUACAAAUUUAUUUUGCUGACCACACUUAAAAUAGUUGCACAAAGUGCUGCAUUUCUAGCGUAGAUUUUGUAUUAUUUUUUUUAGUACAAAAACAAGAUUUUAUAAUAAAUUAUAGGAUUUAAGACUAAUUAUGAGUAAAUAUAGUUGAGGGAAUUUUUUUUUUUGUAAAUUUUUUAUUCCCGACAUUUUCGAUAUCAGAAAUCCGUCCAAUUCUCUUCGCUCAAUCCAUCAUCGAGCUGACACAGCCCAACACAUUGGAUUGAUCAACGUCGAUGAUCUCGUGAUUGAGGAAGGAACUUUAAUUAUUAAGCGUAUUUAAUAAGAUCUUUAUUUUUCUCUUCACUUAUGCAUAUAAGUUUUUUUUUAAAUGUUGUUGCAAUGUAUGACUGUUAAUGAGCUUAAAUGUAUUAUUUUUAUCUACAUUUCAAACUCAAUGUAUUAAUGUUUUGUGUAUGAAUGUUUUACGUUUGUAGUUUGUAUUUGUGAGCGUCCAUGUGCUAAUUUUGCUUCUUCAUAUCUCUAUUAAAUGUUGUAAAAAAAAUUACACUGUGUCGCAAUAAACGUAUGUACACUA
Messenger RNA from Phlebotomus papatasi, 6576 nucleotides. It is a transcript of the gene Gli, whose product is annotated as cholinesterase. The record is from RefSeq and is a predicted model, not a curated record. Bases 707 to 3538 code for a protein of 943 amino acids. Lineage: Eukaryota; Metazoa; Arthropoda; Insecta; Diptera; Psychodidae. The transcript has 7 exons. Gene Ontology annotation, cellular component: cell surface; tricellular tight junction; septate junction.